CUGGCGGCUGCAUGUCCCCUAAGGGCCGGUGCGGCCGUGGAGCCCCCUCAGAGCUGUGCCCGGGACUGCCCGGCCCUGCGGGAGCGCAGAGCCCGGCCAUCCCUCGGGAUCAGCCCUGCGGGAGCGCAGAGCCCGGCCAUCCCUCGGGAUCAGCCCUACGGGAGCGCAGAGCCCGGCCAUCCCUCGGGAUCAGCCCUGCGGGAGCGCAGAGCCCGGCCAUCCCUCGGGAUCAGCCCUACGGGAGCGCAGAGCCCGGCCAUCCCUCGGGAUCAGCCCUGCGGGAGCGCAGAGCCCGGCCAUCCCUCGGGAUCAGCCCUGCGGGAGCGCAGAGCCCGGCCAUCCCUCGGGAUCAGCCCUGCGGGAGCAGAGAUUCCCGGCCAUCCCUCGGGAUCAGCCCUGCGGGAGCAGAGAUUCCCGGCCAUCCCUCGGGAUCAGCCCUGCGGGAGCAGAGAUUCCCGGCCAUCCCUCGGGAUCAGCCCUGCGGGAGCAGAGAUUCCCGGCCAUCCCUCGGGAUCAGCCCUGCGGGAGCAGAGAUUCCCGGCCAUCCCUCGGGAUCAGCCCUGCGGGAGCAGAGAUUCCCGGCCAUCCCUCGGGAUCAGCCCUGCGGGAGCGCAGCCCCUGCUGCCAUCCCUUGGGGUGAACUCGGCCUGUUCGUGCUGCUCCGCGGAGCUGCUGAGCCCCAGAGCACUGACAUUUCAACAUGAACAAUUACACAGAGGAUUGGGUGAAUCAAGACAACUUAAGCAGGAUCAGGAAGAAUCUUG
Vidua chalybeata is the source of this 764-nucleotide messenger RNA. Its product is annotated as circumsporozoite protein-like. Lineage: Eukaryota; Metazoa; Chordata; Aves; Passeriformes; Viduidae. The record is from RefSeq and is a predicted model, not a curated record. The coding region runs from base 12 to 704 and encodes 230 amino acids. The transcript has 2 exons.